This is a messenger RNA of Ornithodoros turicata, 5327 nucleotides long. RefSeq lists its product as uncharacterized. Bases 555 to 3731 code for a protein of 1058 amino acids. The record is from RefSeq and is a predicted model, not a curated record. Lineage: Eukaryota; Metazoa; Arthropoda; Arachnida; Ixodida; Argasidae. The transcript is spliced from 4 exons.
GACGUCAUCCCAUAUCAUCGUCACCAUGUAUUUCUCUCUCUCUCUCUCUCUCCGCUACUUGCCGAGCCGCUUUCUUGGAAGCCUAUACUGUUUCGAUUGCACAGUGUAGAGGUACACGGCGGCAGACAUGAGAGAUAUAUGGCACGUUUUCGUCAGCUUCACCCCAGGCCACAGUCAUGAUUUAGCUGUUGUUGUUGUUGUUGUUUCGCACUGAGCAAAGUUGGGCCAGUUUGGAGCAGAUACUGAACAUAUACCUGAGAGAACCAUGCAGUUCACAGAAGAUCAACCUUUACUGUACUGAAAAGUGCUGGGAAAUGGCUCACAGCGUGCCAUUGCACUUCACUGCAAAAGGCCAUCGCCAAUUUCUCAAGAGAAGAAGAAAGCGGUCAUGUGGUAGAUUGGAGUAUCUCAGAGUCCCAUGCGCAGGCCAGCACGCUCCCCGCUGAAAAGAGGGUGCGGGAGGCCGCUCCUGUGUUCCCUUCCUCCAUGCUCUGGACCGCACGCCAGCCUCUUUCCCUUCGUCGCUAGAGGGCCCACUAGGCCUGGAAAGAACGAUGGCUGACAUAUGGCCUGAUAGUAGCAACAGCAGCAAGGAGAGGUCCCAGGAGACUGCACCAACCCGGAAAGCGAUGCAUGACGCCAUCGACAAAGGCGACUUCGAUGAGGUUGAAAAAUAUCUGAACGAGAACAGAGAUUUCAAACAGUGGUUGCAUCCGGACACUGGCAGAUCAGCUUUGUGUAAUGCGCGAGAGAAGAAAGAACUUAAAAUAUAUGCCCUGCUAAUGUUCCGUAACUGCAAACUUAACAAGGCGAAAGAAAAGGAAGAACUCUUCGAGGAGCUCAAUGACAUGGAGGAACGCGAGUAUCAUUACAAUUUCCAUCAGUUUUGCUACAAAUGCGAUAUUCCUGUACGACUCUUAAGUAUAAGCAACGUUUCUGCAAACAAUGACAUGUUUGGCAAAGUUAAAGAACUGUAUGAAAAACUGUACAAGAUCCCGAUGAUUGACACUAUUCUUGAAGUUGUUGCUACGGACCCCAAGUUAGAAGUAAUAUUCGACUUCGGUAGCGAAACAUUGGACCGCUUGCUAGGGAACAAACACAAAUCCAAGCAGGGCCUUACUAAAUAUCGAGAGCGAAGAAUCUAUCUUGGUGCAAAUCGGGGGGACAAUGACCUUCUAGGAACAAUGGCCCAUGAAUUUUGUCAUCAUGCCCUGCACAUGGUGUACAACAAUAAUGGACUGCCGUAUAAGCAAGAUGACCCUGUCCUCAGCCCUUCGUACCUAGGCAUUCUUGAUAACAUCAAGCGUAGCAAGAUUACGCUUCACGAUAAAAUAGCAGAGGCACUUGAUAACCCAAAGGAACUUAUCGUGCGAGUUCCGCAUAUGCUCGCUUUGAUGCAUUACGGAAAGCACGACACUCACGAGGCGCACAUGCCAACAGGAGAAGGAAAAGUGCUUCUGCAAAAACAAGUUCCGGAACUACUCGAAUUUUUUGAGAAGUAUGUUCUUGAGGACAUGAAAAAGUUCAUCACGCAAAAUAGUCCCGACAAAGAUAAUGAUGAAAUACGUGAACAAAAUCGAGAGCUUGGUAAAGCUAAGAAGACAGAGAGCCUCGGAAUACAGUUUAAGACGCCGUACGAUUUAGAAGAUUACCCAUGUCUCGUUCUUACGGCUCAAGGGUUGACCCUCCUUGAAGUGAAGAUUAACGACGCUGUUAGGUUGAAGGGACGGUCGUAUGUAUUCCUCGACCUUAUGCAAUGGGACGAUAAGCUUCAACUAGCGCUGAAGGAAAACAAGUGCCACUAUGUGGUCAUUUCGUCGAACAGCAAAGAUUACCCUGAAGAGAAAAUCCUAAUUGCGAUGAAAGAUGUGUUACGUGACUUGACUGAAUUUAGAGCCACUAAGGUGAUUGUGUUGACCCAAAACUCAGAGCAAGAUAAGUUUGUAAAAGCGAUUAAGGAUCUUUUCGGAGAUAAGGCACGGGACCUUGCUGUGCCCGACUGUGGGCUUGCCGAUGUAACAGAUCAAUGCAAAGCGUAUGUGUUCGAGUCAUGUUCUAUUCAGUUUCAAGAGGUGUGCGAACUAUCAGUUGCUAAAGUAAUGAAAUCAUGUACAGAUGGAAGACACAUAGACCUAGAUGAGGAAAUGGGCUACGACACGUUUAUAAACUUGCGUCGAGGUAUAAGAGUUGAUGUGGGACCCAAACUAAAGACGCUUGACAAACGCAUAGAUAGUUACUACCUUGAGCGCACGUGCGAACGAGUCACUCAGGUGGACUUGAGUGUCGCGUUACGUACUCUGACGAACGAGGCAUUUGCCAUCGCGGGUUCCUGUUCCGAAGCCAUCGAUGCUUUGCGUCUUCCAGGGUGCCAUGCGUGCCACCACAGCAAAGUGCAACGUUUCGAGGGAUGUGUACUGCUGGACAGCAUGGACGAUUACGAUGCACUUGCGCAAUCGUCUUUCUACAGUGGCAAGACAGUCCACCUUCUUCGGUACGAUUCAGGACUCUCACAAUACUACUGGGUCAGAUCUAAUGGACCCCUUGGACCUCUCGUGAAAGUGGUUUCUGGCGAAUGCGAGAUCUGUGACACGAAAGCGUUGAUUCAUGUCAUUCCUGAUAAGGUCGUGGCCAUUUGCGGCGCUUCAGGAAUGGGGAAAAGUGUCAUGUCAUUGCGCAUGGCAAAGGAUAUAAAAGCUCUAGAUCAAAUGACAUAUGUGCUCCAAGUAGACCUGCGAAAUCCUGAGAUUGAUUCUGUGGAUUGCAGCACUGUGGGAGGUAUGACGCUUGCUAAGUUAUGCGGCUUAGACGAGGACAGCUUCGGGUUCAAACUUCUCAACAGAAGUAUCUCCCUUUCGUCGCCAGUCAAGGUUGCCGUCAUCUUCGACGCUCUUGACGAGGUAGACGACCAACGCCGUAAAGACUUGGCAAAAUUGGUAGCUGCCUUGCGAAAAACCAGGAUUUGGAAAAUAUUUUUGUUUGGUCGGAAUUGCUCCAAGUCCGAAAUGCAAGAGAAGUUUCACACCAUACCUUUUGAAAUGCUUGGUCUCAAAGAUGAUGAGCAAGUGCAAUUUCUGAAAAUGUGUUGGAAACGAGAUCAUCGUCAAAUCGAUGAUGAGGACCCGGACGCACUCGCACAAAGUUACUUAAGAAGGUUUUCUUCGCAGGAGGAAUCUCCAAUCACGUCAAACCCGAUGCUGAUUGAAGUGAUAGCAGUUGUCCCAAAAAACUCCACCAGGUUAGAGAUCUAUGAGAAGAUCGUUGAAAUGAAGUUGACAAUUUAUCAAAACAACCUGACAGGAACAGGUGUAAGCAGAAGGCGCGUUGAUGUACGAUAUGAAGAGGACCGAGCGAGGUCGUCUUUCUACGAGACCCACGGCCUUCUCGCCAUGUCGGCCGUUUUUGACAAAGAAUUGCAAGACAAGUUGCUAAAACGAAAGGAUCGUCAGAAGCUGGAACCUGGUGGAGAGGUAAUGAAACCUCUAGUUAAGGGUUCCCUUAAGCACGGGUUUUUAGAGGGACACGACAAUGGAAUUCCUGUGUUUGAGGACAGAACAUUUGCCGAUUUUUUCGCAGCUCGUUUUCUUGCUCAGGAGAUUAAAGACGAAAAUAACGCAGAGGGUGACGUUACAACGGUAGUCAAUGGCUUGUGCGGAAGCGACAGAUAUAAAGGGGUCCUCAAUUUCUUGGAUGAAUUCAGAGCAAGAGAGCAUGUUGGAAAUAACGCACGAUAAGGAAAUGUCUGUGGAAUUUGUAAAAGAAAACGGAGACGCUCAUGGAAUGACGUGAUUGAAGUACGCCGACAGGGUGUGCGCUUGGAAAAGACACUUGGAAAGCAUAUGACACGUACUCGGCACGUUGCAGACGAUUGUUUGUCGUCUCAUUCUCAGAGCCUGCCUUCAAGUCUGUUUCGCGUUCGCUACGCAGUAUUCCUUGUGCGAAGUGUUUGUAUGUCGACAUUCGCUUGUGAGUGUGAGUUUUGAUGCGACAAUGUCUCGUGGAAUGCGUUGUUGCUUUCCUGUAUGUAUGAGCACGUUCAAGGGGAACCCAGAAGUGACAAAUCCCCAGCCGAGAGACAGCUAUACAAAACGAAAGUGGGAAGCAGCGGUCACCAGCAGAGACCAUGGCCUGCAACGACCAAUACAUGCGCAUCGUGUCUGUUCUGCACGUUCUGUGGACGAAGACUGACGCUGUGCCCACAACCUUUCCAGAAAAAAGUAUCAGCCCAGGUUUCAUUAGAAAGCUCAGGAAUGCCCCUGAAGAUGAGAUUAUUUCUUCGCAUACGAUUCUCCAAAUCAUCAACCCUUAACGACGUAAUUCCUCAGUUCUCUCUCAAUUCCUGGUAUGUGUAAUUGGACACUAUUCACCUGCUCUUUUAGGGCGUCAAGAUCAGUCUGAAACUGGGACACUUUUUUCAUGUCAGAUUCAAUAUUAGCUACCCUGUCGGUCAGUUCAGUUAGGCCCCUGGCUGUAUCACGAAGUCUGACAGAGUUUUCUUUCUGGUAUUUUGUAAUAGAUGAAGUCAAUGACUCUAUUACCGACUGUAUCUUAUCCAUGCGAUCAUGAUCACCUGGGCCGGGGUUCAUCUCAAUAUCACCAGACAGAAUCAAUAGCAAAAACAAGAAAGCACCAAUACAUCGAUCAUAAUUGCCAGUCUUAACAGAGGCUACAAACGAUAACAACAGAAAAUCGAAAACGCACAUUUCACAUUGUAUCACAAAACGGUGAGAAAAAGCAAGCGCUGAACAUUUACAUUCUUAUUUGGAGACUUGUAAUCGUUUCGCGAUCGGGGAGGAGUAGGCAGGUACAAGAACCAACGAGGUUUUAAGGAAGGCAGCGUAUAGUACUGACCUGUAUAACAAGAAGGGCGUUGAGUAACAUAUCGCUGUUUGUGCCUGCUCCAACUCCCGAUGGUGCGUUGGCGACGGUUGACUUAAGUAGUGGAAACUGUUCAUGUAAUAUGUAGUGCCGUGGGACUUGAAAAGCAGCAGAUGACGAUAAGAAGCACGCGUCAUCCAAAUAGUAGUCGAGCCAUUGUUGGUUUGCUAAUUGUUAUGCGAGCAUUAGCAAUAGAGAAACACCGGGACAACUUCCUAUUAAUGCCUGCUGAAAAUGUUGCUUAUUCAUGGGAUUGCAGUUAAAUAUACGUAUGACGUCUUAGCUGCACGUUACGGUGAACGCCAGAAUUCACAGGUCAAGGUUUCGAGCACAAAGAAACGCAGACAGCAGUCCCGACACGCACACUUCAUAACAUUGCUUGAUGAUUUUUAUUUUAUUAGACCAUCCUGAGGAGGCAGAUUUUUUUUGCAUACUUAACCUGCUACGUACAU